AUGGAAACAAAGUGCAAGAGACAGAAGGUGGAAAGGAUUAAAAGGAUAGUGAAAUUCCAAAACAGUUUUGUGGUUGAUUGUAAGGGCCUUAGUGGUGGCAUGGCCUUUCUUUGGAAUGAUGAAGUGGAGUCUGAAGUUCACUCUUACUCUCAAAACCAUAUUUCUCUCAAGGUUAAGGGGUCAAGAGAAGAAGAUGAUUGGCUCUUGACAGGGUUCUAUGGCUCACUAGUUACUUCUAGGAGACCAUCUAGUUGGUCCUUGCUAAAAGCUCCUAAACCUAUGAACUUAAAGGGCUGGUUUACAUGGUCUAAUGGUAGACAUGGAGCAGGUUUCACAAAGGAGAGGCUGGACCGUGGCUUUGGUAACAAUACUUGGAUGAACUUGUUCCCAAUUCAUCAAGUACACACCCUCACAGCACUAAACUCAGACCACUGCCCUAUACUUGUUUCUAUGGAGAUACAAAUCAAGAACAUACCCAAGAUUGAUAAGCCUUUUAGAUUUGAGGCUAGUUGGUCACUCAAUGAAGGUUGUCACAAGAUUGUGGAGGAAACAUUGAACAAGCCUAGGCUGGCUAGCAACAAACUCAACUAUACUACAGAAGGUUUAAAGCAAUGUAAGGAAAAGUUACUUCAAUGGAGCAUGAAGAAGAUGGGAAACUCUAAAAAAGAGCUUAAGUCCAAGUUAUCUCAAUUAGAUGCCUUGCAAACUAUAAACAUAGGGCACUUGACUGAAAACACUAAGCAACUGACAAAAGAGGUGGAUGGACUCUUGGAAGCUGAGAACCUAAAAUGGCAGCAAAGGGCUAAACAAAGGUGGUUAAAAGAAUGGGAUAGGGACACAAAAUUCUUCCACCAAUGUGCAAGCCAAAGGAAAAAGACCAAUACUAUCAAAAGAUUGCUAAAUGAUCAGAACUAG
Molecule: messenger RNA, 915 nt
Organism: Carya illinoinensis
Lineage: Eukaryota; Viridiplantae; Streptophyta; Magnoliopsida; Fagales; Juglandaceae
Exons: 2
Coding region: 1-915 (304 amino acids)
Source: RefSeq, a predicted model, not a curated record